This is a messenger RNA of Xiphophorus hellerii (green swordtail), 4940 nucleotides long. RefSeq names its product solute carrier family 38 member 9 (gene slc38a9). Gene Ontology annotation, cellular component: lysosomal membrane. Gene Ontology annotation, molecular function: L-amino acid transmembrane transporter activity. The record is from RefSeq and is a predicted model, not a curated record. Bases 191 to 1867 code for a protein of 558 amino acids. NCBI's taxonomy places the organism in Eukaryota, Metazoa, Chordata, Actinopteri, Cyprinodontiformes, Poeciliidae. Gene Ontology annotation, biological process: amino acid transmembrane transport. The transcript is spliced from 15 exons.
AACUGUCUCAGCUGGUUGGCCCUUUCCGGAACGUUUCGCUGUGUUUACACUACCGGAGACAGGAGGCCGCGGCUCCUUCGACGUUUCACUAGCAGAAAAACUUUCAAUUGGAAGCUUUAGCUGUGGCAGUAGAGUCGAAGUCAGACAGGUGAUGAGUUGAAGACUGAAGGCUGGCUGAUUGUUAGGGACCAUGGAGGAUGACUGCAGGCCUCUGCUGGGCCCAGAUCCCACUGGGGACAGCCCCUCCCACAGAGGCUCAGCUGGGUCACUGGACAUCAGAACUAAACGGCCUUUCUAUGUGGAGCCCAGGAACAUUGUAAGUAAUGACCCUCAGGAGAGGAUCUCUGCUGAGGCUGCCAUCCUGAACAGUAGAGUCCAUUACUACAGCAGACUGACAGGGUCCUCUGACACAAUGCUGAGUCCUCCAAACCAUGUGAUCCCCACUCCAGAGGAGAUGUACGUCUACAGCCCUCUCGGGAUGGCUUUCAAGGUUCCAGACAGCGAGCAGGCUGCUAAGAACCCCAGCAUUGUCACCAUCUUUGCCAUAUGGAACACCAUGAUGGGGACAUCCAUACUCAGCAUACCGUGGGGUAUUAAGCAGGCUGGUUUCACUCUGGGAAUUAUCAUCCUCAUCUUCACUGGCCUGCUAAUGCUGUACUGCUGUUACAUUGUCAUCAAAUCACCAAAGGCAAUUAGGGGUGUGGACACAUCCAGCUGGGAAUUCCCUGAUGUUUGCAGGUUCUACUUUGGAAAGCUUGGCCAGUGGUCCAGCUUGGUCUUCUCCAUGGUCUCUCUUGUUGGAGCCAUGGUGGUAUACUGGGUCCUAAUGUCCAACUUCCUCUACAACACUGGGCAGUUCAUCUACAACCAUGCUCACAACGUCAGCACAUCCGAUUCAGAGUAUGGAACCAACGGCUCUGAUAGAGUUAUCUGCCCAUACCCUAAAACUCACCCUGGAAGAAAUGACUCCAUGACCAGUCUGUGUGGCAGCUCCUCUGGGAAUGACUCGUCUGGGAGCAGCUUUGAUCACUACUGGAGUAAAACCGGCACCAUCCCUCUCUACCUCAUCGUCCUGCUGCUGCCACUGCUCUGCUUUCGCUCUGCCUCUUUCUUUGCCAGGUUCACUUUCUUUGGCACUAUAUCAGUCAUCUAUCUGAUUGUGCUGGUCACAAUCAAAGCUUCCCGCCUUGGCUUCCAUCUAAAGUUCCACUGGUUUGAUCCGUCCAAGUUCUACGUUCCAGAGUUCAGGCUGUUUUUUCCUCAGCUGACUGGUGUGCUCACCCUGGCCUUCUUCAUUCACAACUGCAUCAUCACAUUGAUGAAGAGCAACAAAAACCAAGAAAAUAAUGUAAGGGACCUGUCCUUGGCUUAUCUUCUUGUUGGAGGGACAUAUAUGUAUGUGGGCGUGUUGAUCUUUGCUGCCUUUCCCUCACCUCCUCUCUCCAAAGACUGCAUUGAACCAAACUUUUUAGAUAACUUCCCCAGCAGUGAUGUGAUGGUGUUUGUGGCUCGAGUGUGCUUGCUGUUCCAAAUGAUUACUGUCUAUCCUCUGCUGGGUUAUUUGGUACGAGUCCAGAUUAUGGGUCAGCUGUUUGGAAAUCAUUAUCCCGGUUUCAUUCACAUUCUUGUGCUGAAUAUUCUCGUUGUUGGAGCUGGAGUUCUAAUGGCCAUGUUUUAUCCCAACAUUGGAUCUAUAAUACGAUUUUCUGGAGCAAUAUGUGGACUGGCCUUAGUGUUUCUACUUCCUACUUUAGUCCACAUGUUCUCCCUGAGAGAGCAGGGGAGACUCACCUGGCAGUCAGUUCUUUUCCACAGUUUCCUCAUCGUUCUGGGUGUGGCCAACCUGAUGGCUCAGUUUUUUAUGUAGAAAACAACUAGGCAAUAAUUUAAAGAUGAGAAAAUGUAAUGGAAGAUUUAGCUGCUACCACCUAACUGGUGUGGUUUAAAUAUCUGCACAACAGGCUCCAAACAUACAGUAUGCAAGCAUUUACAUACAUAUUUAUUUCAAUAUGUACUUCAUAUUCAAAUAAAUGUAUAACCAUUAGUUGUUUGAACUUACAUUGAGUAAAGAAUGUUUUGAACAUGUCAAUAUUUUCUCUGUUUAAAUAUUUCUAAAAUGGCCAUUGGCAGAGUUUAGGAAUAGCCCAAGUAAUCCACACAUAUGAAGAAAUCAAACAAAUUAGUCCACAAAGUCAGUUAUGAGUAAACAAAUGGAUUGAAACGGGGAACAUGUGAAGAAUAGCAUCUUCUACAUAUCUCUUCUACAGAUAUCUCUCUUCUACAGAGAGAUGUAGAAGGCCAAGAAAGUAGCUCAAAUCUGUGAAUAUUUAGGAAAGAUUUCUGCUGCUGUGUACAAAUCUACGUAUAUCAGAUGAUUAACUGGUAGCCUUCAAAAAGUUUUUUUAUAAUGAAAAUAUUUUACAGUUGCUAUCUGGAGAUUACACACAGUUGCACAGGAGAGAGGUGGGGUCACCUUGAACAGGUCACCAGUCCAGCACAGUACAAACAAUCAUGCACACAUUCAUACCUCAUGAGAAUUUAGACAGACCAGUCAACCUAAACAUCAUGAUUUUGGACUGUGGGAGGAACCCAGAGUACCCCGAGAGAACCUACGCAUGGACAGGGAGAACAGGAAGAGUCCAUGCCGGGAAUCGAACCCAGGACCUUCUUUCUGCAAGGCAGCAAUGAUACGAACUGCUCACACACAACAAAAAGCAUACUGUUCCUAAACAUAGUCAUGGCAGUCAGUGGUUACAACUGCAUCCCCCCCCAAAGGUUUUAUUGGCUCUAGUGGCCUUUAUUUGACAGUAAAUUGGGUAUUUAGAGAAGGGGGAAGACAUGCAGCACCGGGAAUCGAACCUGCGACAGCCGCAUCGAGGGCUAAAGCCUCUAUAUGAAGGUUGUGCUUAAUCCCUGUGCCAUCUCAACAUCCCACAGCUGCAUUUUUAAACUUCUUAAACUUCCUAGUGAGCGCUGUUGGAAUUAUUAUCCGAAAGUGGAACAAACAUGACUUCACCACAAACCAGCCAGGCGGCCCAUUUAAGGUUUCUGAAAGAGGAGUCAAAAGAAUAACUAGAAUUGUCCAAGAGCCAAGAACCACUUGCAGAAAGUUGCAGGUGCAUUUUCUCCAGGUAAGCAUAAGUAAUGCCUUUAUAGCAAUGGCUUCUAUGCACAGUGACUGCACAAGACGUCACCCCGGAAGAACGUCUGCUGCAGAAGAUUUGGACAAGUGUGCAAAAUUCUGAGAAGACAGUCUGGUCUAAUGAGGCCAAUGUAAUCGCUCACAUCAAGUUUAAAGAAAGAAUGGUUCUGUACAUCACUCUGGAAACACCAUGCAAAGGUGACAUUAGCAGGUGGAAACAUCACAGUGUGGGCUCUGUUACAGCACCUGGUUCUGGGAGGCUUCAUAUCAUGCAAGGAAAGAUAGAUAGAUUUACUAGGAAAUUUUUGAUAAGAAUGUGAGAAUGAAACAAAUGUUAAUUUGAAGCAAGUUUCAAACACAGCCAAGGAAACUCUUAACUCAUUUCUGAGAAAUAAAGUAAAACUGUUGGGAUGGCUCAGUCACCUAUCUUAAAUGAAAAUAUAUGGAAAUAGCUGAAUGUGCAAUUAAAGGAACCCUGAAAACCUUUAAGAUUUGGAGACAUUUUGUCUGAGACAAUAGGUUCCAUUCCAUGUUUCAUUCUAUUUUUUUAGUCAUUAAAUUCACUGGUGGAUUUAUUUGCUCUGAUUAUGUUAGUGGAUUGCUUGGGUGGGGGUUGAUGCUGAUGGUGGUCUGGUGUUAAUUUUAUCUCAGUGUCCCCAUUAGAACAUUUAAGCUGAGAAAAAUGUUGACAUGUUUAAUACUAAUUUUACCAGCCUCAUUUUAAUUCAGGCCAACCUUUGUUUAUUUGACUUUGCUUAUGGUGACAUUGGAAUGAGAUUUGUUAUGUGUCAGCUGAUUCUGACUAUCACCAAACUUUUUGUAGAGUGAUCUUCAUACAGCAAAGUGCCACACAAAGCGCUAUACAGAGAUUAAAAACAGACAGAUGGACAUGAAGGCACAAGAGACUCGUACAUUAGAAAAUAUCAAACUAAUCAGACAAAUAUAAUAAAGAUAAAGACUCCAGGGAAUAUGGACCUCAGGGGAAGCAGUUGUGUAGAUUAGCAGGAAAAGAAAAUGUAUAAAUAUACAUAAAAUAAUCAUAAACUAAAUGGUAAACUGAUUUGAGAAAAUACCAAUAUAGACAAAAACAUUACAAUAACUGCAAAAAUGUUAACUUAUAUAGAAACAACAAAGAACAUAUAGAUACUUGUAAUGUACUUGCAAUAAUUAAAAAUAAUAAACUUUAAGAGAUGACAAAUAUAAGCCAAAACCACCAAACUGAAUAGAUGUCUUUAGAAUGCUGUUCAAGACGUCCAAGCUCUCAGCUGGCCUCUGAUCUUCAGGCUUGGCCCACAGUAGACGGCCAUAACGAUGCCUCACCUUGUGAUUUAGUUCUCACUGUAGGUACCAGCAGACGACCGUUUUCAGAAGACAGAAGCAGUUCUCAUAAGUGGGGUGGACUACAACAUUACGGCCAUUACGUUUUAAAUACCACUAAGAAUACCUUAAAAUCAAUUCCAAAAUGCACACCAACUUUAAUUGCAGACUUUAAAGUUGCCGUGAUGUGAGCUCAGCUUCUGGUCCUCGACUAGCAGAGUUCUGAAUUAGCUGUAAUAGAGCUAUUAUUUUUCCAGCAAGAUCAGGAAGCAGAGUAUUACUAUAAUUGAUUAUACCAGCUGUAAAAGUGUGAAUCAAAGUUUCUGUAUUGGAUUAUUAGAGAAAUAGUUACAGUCUUGCAAUGUUCCUCAAAUGAUAAAAAUGUGUUUCUGGUGACAUUCUUGAUAUGGUUUCUGAAACCAUAGUUUGAAUCAAAUAUGUUUUUCAAUUUUGAUGAAGGAAAUUCUCAUAAUUUAAUAUG